UCCCACCCGGCGUGUAAACAUCAGUGCACCCGGAAAUAGGACCAGCGUGGAGAGGCAGCCCAGCGGCGGCUAACAAGCGUUAUUAUUUAGCUUUAGCGUAAAACUCUGCUUAUUGGUACAUUUCCAACAUGGAUAAUACGACAGAAGGGACGUGGGACAGUUUACCUGUUAAACUCAGCGACAGAGUUUUACAAACGCUCGACGAGUUGAAAUUCACACACAUGACACCUGUGCAGUCUGCUUGUAUCCCGCUGUUCAUGAGUAACAAAGAUGUGGCUGCUGAGGCGGUGACUGGGAGUGGAAAGACGCUUGCUUUUGUAAUUCCUAUUAUAGAACUGCUCCUGAAGAGGGAAGAAAAGCUGAAGAAGAUGCAGGUUGGCGCCCUGGUGAUCACCCCCACGAGAGAACUGGCCCUUCAGAUCAGUGAAGUGAUGGAGCAGUUCAUUCAGAAAUUUCCACAGUUCACGCAGAUUUUACUGAUUGGUGGCAGUAACCCGAUAGAGGAUGUGGAGAAGUUCAAGGAUCAAGGGGCAAACAUUGUGAUUGCGACACCAGGCCGUCUGGAGGAUAUGUUCAGGAGGAAGUCGGAUGGUCUGGACUUGGCCAGCUCAGUCAAGAGUCUCGAUGUGCUGGUUCUUGAUGAGGCCGAUAGACUACUCGACAUGGGUUUUGAGGCCAGUCUGAACACCAUCUUGGGCCACCUGCCUAAACAGAGGCGCACAGGCUUGUUUUCAGCCACUCAGACCCAGGAGCUGGAGAAGCUGGUAAGGGCCGGCCUCAGGAACCCAGUGCGCAUCACUGUCAAAGAGAAGGGCGUGGCUGCCACCGCCGUCCAGAAAACGCCCUCUAGGCUCUCCAACUACUACACUAUAUGUAGAUCAGAGAACAAGUUCAACAUCCUGGUGACAUUUCUGAGGCAACACAAGCAUGAGAAGCAUCUGGUCUUCUUUAGUACGUGUGCAUGUGUGGAGUACUACGGUCGAGCUCUGGAGACUCUGGUCAAGAAGGUCACCGUCCACUGCAUCCACGGCAAGAUGAAAAAUAAACGCAACAAGAUCUUUGCCGACUUUCGGGCCCUGAAAAGUGGGAUCUUGGUGUGUACAGAUGUCAUGGCCAGAGGCAUUGAUAUCCCCGAUGUUAACUGGGUGCUGCAGUACGAUCCUCCCAGCAGUGCCAGAGCCUUUGUCCAUCGAUGUGGACGCACAGCGCGUAUUGGCAAUCAGGGAAAUGCCGUCGUCUUUCUGCUGCCAAUGGAGGAGUCCUAUGUCAAGUUUUUGUCCAUCAACCAGAAAUGCCCACUCCAGAAGAUGCCCCCUGUAGGUGAUGUUGUGGACGUGCUGCCCAAAGUGAAGGCCAUGGCUCUGGCAGACCGUGCCAUGUUUGACAGAGGCAUGAGAGCCUUCGUCUCAUGCGUCCAGGCCUACGCCAAACACGAAUGUAGUCUCAUCUUCAGAAUCAAAGAUCUGGACUUUGCCUCCUUAGCCCGCGGCUUUGCCCUCCUUCGCCUGCCGAAGAUGCCCGAGCUGAGGGGGAAAACAUUUCCAGAUUUCAUUGAGACGCCAGUAGACACAGACACCAUCCGCUACAAGGACAAGAACAGGGAGAAACAGAGACAGAAGAUGCUAGCCGAGCUGAAAGAGCAAGACAAGACUUCCCCUCCCAAAAGGAACUUCAUCAAGAAUAAGGCCUGGUCUAAACAGAAGACCAGGAAGGAACGCAGGAAAAAGAGGGCAGCCAAGAGGAAGCACGAGGAGGGCUCUGACGUGGAAGAUGAAGACAUGAAAGAGCUUUUAAAUGACACUCGCAUCCUCAAGAAACUAAAGAAAGGGCAAAUCAGCGAGGAGGACUUUGAGAAACAGAUAACAAGUGAUCCAAAGUCAAAACACAAAAGAGGACCAUCACACGCCAGCGAGGAGGAGGAGGAUGUAUGAUCAAACGGCUGUAUUCAACUUUGUCCAUGUGAAAAGCAGAAUUCAAUUAAAUCCACAGCAACACCUUUGA
This is a messenger RNA of Siniperca chuatsi (mandarin fish), 2001 nucleotides long. It is a transcript of the gene ddx55, whose product is annotated as DEAD (Asp-Glu-Ala-Asp) box polypeptide 55. Gene Ontology annotation, molecular function: ATP binding; nucleic acid binding; RNA helicase activity. Gene Ontology annotation, cellular component: nucleolus. The record is from RefSeq and is a predicted model, not a curated record. NCBI's taxonomy places the organism in Eukaryota, Metazoa, Chordata, Actinopteri, Centrarchiformes, Sinipercidae. Bases 129 to 1931 code for a protein of 600 amino acids. The transcript is spliced from 14 exons.